Monomorium pharaonis (pharaoh ant) is the source of this 7081-nucleotide messenger RNA. RefSeq names its product potassium voltage-gated channel subfamily H member 8 (gene Elk). Gene Ontology annotation, cellular component: membrane. The record is from RefSeq and is a predicted model, not a curated record. NCBI's taxonomy places the organism in Eukaryota, Metazoa, Arthropoda, Insecta, Hymenoptera, Formicidae. Gene Ontology annotation, biological process: regulation of membrane potential; potassium ion transmembrane transport. Gene Ontology annotation, molecular function: voltage-gated potassium channel activity. Bases 425 to 3406 code for a protein of 993 amino acids. The transcript is spliced from 16 exons.
GUAUGUUACCUUCCCACGGUUUACCACAUGUUGCGCCUCGGUGCGAGGGGCGCAAGUCAGGAGCCCGGGCCAUCGGAAGGAUAGACGGAAUCUCUCCCCUCGGCUCUCGGUCAGUUACGCGAUCGCCAGCGAACGAUUCGCGCGGCCGGUGCGCACCCCGAGCUCGCCGAAGUAAAGCUCGCUGCUCGUCGUUCCUCGAAUGCGCGUGCAUCCCCGAUAAGUAAGUGCAUCGAACCUGACGGACGUUCGGGCGCGAAAGCGGUAUUCCUCGUAUAAUCACAGAGCGAAGGGGGGAAGGGGGGUGAACGAGAGGGAUCGGUGUGGAUAUAAACGGUGGUGGUGGUUCGAAGAUGCUCGAACAGUGAGCGGGCGAUCGCUUUCUCGACAAGGUUUGUGCGCUUAACAGCGCGGUGGAGCGGCCUCAAUGCCGGUCAGGAAGGGCCUCCUCGCUCCACAGAAUACUUUCUUGGACACUAUCGCGACUCGCUUCGAUGGAACCCACAGCAACUUUGUACUGGGAAAUGCGCAGGUUCCGUCGCUCUAUCCGAUCGUCUACUGCUCCGAUGGGUUCUGCGAGCUGACAGGAUUCGCGCGAGCGCAAAUCAUGCAGAAGGGUUGCGCUUGCAAGUUUCUCUACGGGCCGGAAACGAAGGAGGAAGAGAAGGCCAUGAUCGACAAGAGCCUCGAGAGCAAGACGGAGUUGAAGAUGGAGGUUGUCUUCUACAAGAAGAACGGAAGUCCAUUCGAUUGCCUACUCGACAUUGUUCCGAUAAAAAACGAGAAGGGCGACGUCGUACUGUUCCUGGCCUCGCACAAAGACAUCACGCACACGAAGAACCUUCAGCUCUGUGAGUUGCACGAUAGUGACUCGAAUGGCAAUAUCGACCCUGAGGCACCGCCUUCCAAUUACGGUAGGAGAAGAAGUCGCGCCGUCCUUUAUCAACUGUCGGGCCAUUACAAGCAGGACAAUAAGCACAAAAUUAAGCUAAACAAUACGCUUCUGCAUUCAACCGCGCCGCCUUUACCGGAAUACAAAACGACAACCGUCAAAAAGUCGCAAUUUAUUCUUAGCCAUUACGGUGGUUUUAAAUCCUGCUGGGACUGGUUGAUUCUCAUCGCGACCUUCUACGUGGCAAUAAUCGUACCCUAUAACGCGAGCUUCAUCAACACCGACAGGCCUACGAUGGUCAGUGACGUUGUCGUCGAAGUGCUCUUCAUUUUCGAUAUCGUUUUCAACUUCAGAACAACGUACGUGAGCAGGAAGGGCGAAGUAGUCAGCAAUAGCAGGAGCAUCGCCGUGAAUUACGUGAAAGGCUGGUUCUUUGUCGACCUCGUAGCGGCAUUGCCGUUUGAUUUUCUCUAUGCCUCAGACGUUUACAGCGGCGAGGACUCGGCGCACAGUAACAUUCACUUGGUGAAACUCACGAGAUUACUGAGGCUCGCGCGACUGCUGCAAAAAAUGGACAGAUAUUCGCAGUACAGCGCGGUAAUUUUAACGAUGCUCAUGCUCUUUUUCAUUGUGGUGGCACACUGGCUGGCCUGCAUCUGGUACGUGAUCGCCGAGAAGGAACGCUUGCGGAACGACAAGGAUUGGGAUCUCGGUUGGAUACAUACCCUGGCUGAAAAAUUGAAAAUAUCAGUGCAAAACGUCACGCACACAGAAAGUUACAUUACAGCAUUAUAUUUCACUUGCAGUAGUCUAACUUCCGUAGGUUUCGGAAAUGUUUCGGCAAACACGUUCUCGGAGAAAUUCUUCUCCAUCUGCACGAUGUUAAUUGGGGCUCUUAUGCACGCCGUAGUAUUCGGCAACGUUACUGCGAUCAUUCAAAGAAUGUACUCUAGAAGAUCCCUAUAUCAGACAAAGUUACGAGAUCUCAAAGAUUUUCUUGUCUUACAUCAAAUCCCGGAGGAGCUCAAGCAGCGAAUGCAGGAUUACUUUCAGACUAUGUGGUCAUUAAACCACGGUAUUGACGUGCACGAGACUCUGAAACAAUUUCCCGAGGAGCUGCGAGGAGAUGUUUCGAUGCAUCUUCAUCGAGAGAUUUUGAGUUUACCAAUAUUCGAAGCCGCCUCACAAGGGUGUUUAAAGCUGCUUUCGCUCCAUAUCAGAAAUAACUUUUGUGCCCCCGGCGAAUUUCUCAUGCACAAAGGCGAUGCCCUCUCGUAUAUUUAUUAUCUGUGCAAUGGAUCGAUGGAAGUUGUGCAAAACGACAUGGUGGUUGCAAUUUUAGGGAAGGGAGAUUUAGUUGGGUGCGACAUAAACGUUCACCUGCAACACGGGAAUAACGGCGGUGGCACUACUGGGUCUGGCUCGGUUGAUGUGGUAAAAUCCAGCUGCGACGUCAAGGCGCUAACAUAUUGCGAUUUGAAGUGCAUACACAUGCCAGGGUUAGUCGAGGUCCUUCGACUGUAUCCCGAGUAUCAGCAUGAGUUUGCGCAUGACAUACAACAUGAUCUUACAUACAACCUACGUGAAGGAUAUGAGGCAGAGCAGGAAUCCGAUGUAAAUGGCCCGUCAUUGACACUGCCCUCCAUCAGCGAGGACGACGAGAACCUAGCCGAAGAGGGUGAAACUUCUCCUCUCUCACCCCCCAACAAAUCACCGCUUCACACCUCUUCGAGCCCGCGACAUGCCAAGUUCAGGGAGGAUUACAGAGAAGGGAGGCGAGCAGGGAGAGGAGUCUUGCUACGAGGAGGAAGGGCAGCGCAAAUGAUCGCGCAAGAAUCUGUAGAGGAGCAUAUCCGCGGAUCGGUUGAGAGACUCGAUAAUCAGUUUUCCACGCUACACCAGGACGUUGCGACGCUCAGUUGCGAGGUGCGCAACGCCAUUCAAGCGCUGCAGAUGCUCGCCUGCUCACCCCAGAGUAACCCGAAUUUGCCGACCCCGGCGGCGAGCCGUGGCAGCGGGGUCCUCGCGAGGAGCUCGUCCCAUCCCCCGGACGCCAUUUGUUGGAAUCCGCCGGAGAGAUUGAUCGACGCGUCGACGCAGACGGAUUGGCCGGUCGACCUGUUUGAGACGUGGGUGCGCGCAAACCCCCGCAGGGCCUUAAAGGCCCUCGGCCUCGACCCGGACAUCGUUCUCAGGCUACCACCGCCGUCGCCCACGCCGUCGCCGUCCUCGCCCCCGCCGCCGCCCUACGAACCCCUAUCACCUUCGGCAGGCUCGCCGCAGCAAUCGCCCUCGCAAUCUCCGACUACAGGAAACGACAGCUACGUUUUUGGAAUUAGUCGCGACGGUCGGCACAUUCCCCGACUGUACAGGCCACCGAAUUCAGCCUGGCACCCCGACAACAACAAGCUGUGGCACCGCUUCAGCGCCGGCGACGCCGACAACGCGUCGCUGUACCAGGCGUUACGACGUCUUCCGGAGUCACGCUCAUUGAAGUUCGAUUCGUUCGACAGCUGAGCUGGUCAAUUCACGCGAGCCCGCGUCCCGCGCGAAUAAAACUAAGGAGAACGGAAAAAAAAAACAAGGUUUUUUUUUUGUUUCGAACGAAAUACGCAAAGCACGGAAAAGGAAGAGGCGCCGGAUUCGAAGAGGAAAUAAGCCGCGAAUCGCAAAAAUUGAUCGGUAACAUAGUUUUACGCGCGCACUGUGGAGGGGAUCGCCUGGGAAAUUUCAAUCCGUAGGCUCGCGAGAAUUGGGGUGCCGGCUAGUCGAGCAAUGCGAUAAUUCAAAGGCUACGUGGCUCGAGGCAAUAAUAUUUGAUUGGCAGGUUAAUCACGAUAUUGUCAAACUGUUGGACAUUCAUCGGGGAUAAAUAUCCCCAGCGGUUUAAUGUUGCAGGGCAGAUUGGAAUAAUUUCUGAUAAAAUAAAACCGCCGGUUGAAAACUGCUGGGAAUCACCGCUGGUCGCGGUGCGCAACGGAAAUGGGUGAAGCGAUGGAUGAAGGGAUUGAUGAAAAAGUAGUUAUUUCAAAUCACAGCUGAUAGAUGCAACAUGCAUAUUAAGGCCCGUGACGUAACGUUUAUCGUUUAACGUAAACAAGCGCCCGUCGACGGGACACUGGAUUACUCGUAAAUUGACAUUUACGUUUCCUUUCGCCGUUAACGUCAAUUCGUGAUCUCGUUGUAAUAUUUAACUCUUGAAUGCAUUCCCGUGGAUUAUUUUGAUUGCAGGAUGAGAUAAAUCAAGACUGAGGUAACAUGCAUAUCAGAGCAAAUGAUGCUUACAAUAUUCUGUUGAGGCAUAAAGAAGCAAGGAAAUAUUAUAUACGCAAAAACAUUUAAACUUUAGUAUGAUAUUAAUAUGCAUAAUGUGUAUUACAAUAUCUAUCCAAUUUACGAUACCUCGCACAGCGAUAUACAUAAUUUAGUAAUAUUACAUUAUCGUUUAACACAAAUCGAUAACAUAUAAUGUAUUCCAAUGAGAGUGUUUUUUAAUACGACUUUUCAGAUACUUUUGCGAUUUAUAAUAAAUUUUAUUCAAGUGUUAUGCAUUCAAGAGUUAAGCGAUACUAUAAUUUAUAUAUAUAUAUAUAUAUAUUAUAUAUAUGUAUAUUGUCCUAGGCAUUUCUCACUGCCAAACAAAGGAUAAUCCCUGACUUUAUACGUCUUUGCUCUUUCGUUCCCAAAACAAUAUAUUCAUCCCUUGAAUAUAAAAUGGAAUCUCGUCUGCCUCACUCUACAUAUGUAAUCCCAUAAUUAAUACGCACGUUGAAAACGUACGUGUGCUUUGAAACAAUCCGAGUACCGAGUACCAGGAGAAUUAUAAUUAUUCUGUCGUGUUUCCAACCUGCGUAACGAUGUCCUGAAAAACUUCUAGAAACCCACAUCCACCCGCGUAAACCGCGUUUUCUACUUAACAUUAAAUAUAUUUAGAAUAUUAGAAUAUAAUUUUGUAGAUAGCCGGUACGCUGUAAAUUUAAUUAAUUAAUUCGCGCGUAUGUAAGCGCGCAGCUUUUGAGGAGAGCAUCGGGUCUUCGCUACUAUUACGUUAAGUUGCAUGUCUCCGCGCUAGGGCUACACAGGCCUUCGCGCAGUUCCAUAUGUUUUUCACGCGAAGCAAUUCCAUGAGAUUUCACAGGGGCCGUUACGAGAGCCGUUCGGAAAGUUAGGGUAGCAAUAAUAAAAUGUGCACACAACACAUCUCAAUGUACACCGUCGACGUCCAAUCUAGAGAGUAUCCGUAGUACUAUAUUCUUUAAGAGUAGAUAUAUUAAAGAUGAUAACGAAACGGCGUCUUCGCGCCCAGAAGAGACGACGGUGACGAUGACGAUGACGAUGACGAUGACGAUGACGGUUUGGAAGUGACUCGACACGUCUGUCUCGCGGCAUAAAGUAAGCUUCGAGUCGAGAAUGUGUGUCCAUCGUGAGCUGUGUCACGAGAAUCUGUCUUACCUAGGUAUAAGUACUUCUUAGAUUAUAAUUCAGACAUGUACAUAUAUUAUAGGGAAAGUGACGUUGAAAAUAUGUGAUAAGGCACGGCUUUGGCCAUGCACGACUACGUUCGUUCAAGCUUCUUCCAUCGUUAUUUGUGAAAAAUUCGGCGUGCCGCGUGCAGAAAUCAUAAAAAUUCCAAACUCGAUCCCUUCCGCAAAUAACAUAGAAAGGCAAACGCCUGUGAAUAAAGUUUCGUUUUAUCUUGAGGAAAACUCUAUUUUGUAGAAUUUUUAAAAAUAAUAUUAUUUUUUAGAAACUCUAUUUAAUAGAGUUUUUAGGAACGAAGUUUCCAAAACUUUAAUAUAGGAUUUGAAGGGUACCUUACAUUCCCGAUUCAUCAUGCGGCAAACGCGCGUGGGAAGACACCGAUCGCGGGGGGGGGGGGGAAGUAAUUACUUUGAAAUUGGGCGCGUUGUCGGCGCGGAGAGAUUCGAGAUGUUUUUCACAAAUACCGUUAGAGGGAGAGCUGUUUUAUAAAUAUUUCAUAUAUUUUGUUAUACUAUUUCUAUGCUCCUCGCAUUAUAAUUCAAGCUAGGUAUACUACAAGGUAUUUAUCCGACACCCUCUUCAUGACUCUCCACCACACUUCUACCUUUUUACACUCCUUAAACGGGACUGCGAAAAGUUAAGUAGCACCGUCCCCUCCUGGAUUCUAUUGUAAUUAAGGUCGAUAAGCACAAACAAGUAAUAGAACGAUUCUCUUCCUAAUUAUCUGCUCGAAGUCAAGGACCUCUUUGAAAUAUAUAUAUAUAUCUUUAAGAGUAUUUUUGAUCAGCCGGUUGAACGUACAAAGAAACAAGGCGUUAACACGGCGACGCUGCCGUACACGUUAAUCCCUUACCGCGCGUAGUCGCAUAUAUCGCCGCCGCGUCGUAAAAGGGUGCGUGCACACGCAAAACAAGUGUGUCAGCGGUGUGUAAAAAUAGAUUAUUCUACCUCUUUAAAGGAGAAAUAUAGAAUUUAACGUUUUCUAUCGGCAAUAAUACGCGGGAUUCCGAGUCUCGGAAGCACCGAGGCGGUCGCGCCCCGCCGCGCGGAAUGACGCGAUAAAAUCCACGAAUGCAAUAUAAAUAUUGAUAAGCCAUCAUCCGGUCUUGUAUCGACGCGUGUAAUCGUAUUCGGCGGUGCUGUGCCGUAAGGGGUUAACCCAGAAUCACUAUACGUGUACUACACACAUACGCGCGUAACACCUACGUACGCGCGUACAGGAAUAAGCCGCAAAUUUACGUGUGUAGCCGAGAGAUUAUCCAAAUUCUCUGCAAUCUCUGCGCAGUCGUGUUUCUCAUUGUACAUUUUAUCGACGGAACUAGCUAGGGAACUUCAAAUGACGGCCUUAAAAUAAAGAUUUAUUUUUUUCACGAUGAUAAAUGUCUGGCGGCAAGUGAAUGAAUGGCGAGGCGAAGAGAAAUCUCUAUAAAGAAAAUGAUUCGCCGAGAGAAAGACGCGAAGCGGAAAUAGAGCGGGAAAUACGAUGGAGGGGGAGAGAAGGAGAAAGAGAGAGAGAGAGAGAGACAGAUAUUUCUUCUACGACGUUAAUCCUUAUAAAAAUAUAUAUCUGAACGUUUGUAAAUAUUUUUAAAUACUUGUACAAUGUGCUUAUAAGUGGCAUUCUUUGUUCAACAAAUGGGUUAUGAAUAAUAAUAAUAAUAAUAAUAAUAACAAUAAUAAUAAUAAUAAAUGAAAAAUAAUCAUAAACAA